Messenger RNA from Cheilinus undulatus (humphead wrasse), 1428 nucleotides. It is a transcript of the gene hsd17b14, whose product is annotated as hydroxysteroid (17-beta) dehydrogenase 14. The record is from RefSeq and is a predicted model, not a curated record. Gene Ontology annotation, biological process: steroid catabolic process. Gene Ontology annotation, cellular component: cytosol. NCBI's taxonomy places the organism in Eukaryota, Metazoa, Chordata, Actinopteri, Labriformes, Labridae. The transcript is spliced from 9 exons. The coding region runs from base 216 to 1010 and encodes 264 amino acids. Gene Ontology annotation, molecular function: estradiol 17-beta-dehydrogenase [NAD(P)+] activity.
ACUGCAGUUACAAACCAUAUUCUUUACAAACCGGAACUUUUGAGAAUGCGGAAAAACAGGUGGAGACAAGACUGGCAGGCACGCAUUAGAAACGAUAACGACACUCCCAAAUUUUAGCACAACAAGAGAUAGCGCUGUUUGAUAGCAGCGCAGCUUUGCGGCGUUUUACGACCCUUGUGUGUGUGUGUGUUUUUUUAAAGCACCGUCUUCCCAAAAUGUCCCUCCGCUACCAGGAUAAAGUUGUGAUCGUCACUGGAGGAUCCAAAGGGAUUGGCAGAGGGAUUGUCAGAGUGUUUGUGGAGAAUGGUGCUAAAGUCGUGUUUUGUGCAAGAGGAGCUGCAGCAGGUGAAGCUCUGGAGGCUGAGCUCAACAAAUCAGGGCGAGGCUCCUGCAAAUUCAUCACAUGUGACAUCUCCAAAGAGGAAGACAUCAAGAGACUAGUGUCGUCCACAGUGGAGAUUUACGGAACAGUUGACUGUCUGGUGAACAAUGCAGGGUGGCACCCUCCUCAUAAACCAACUGAUGACACGAGUGCAGAGGAGUUCAGGGAUCUGCUCAAUCUGAACCUCAUCAGUUACUUUCUGGCUUCCAAAUACGCGUUGCCGUAUCUGCGGCAGCGUCAGGGAAACAUCAUCAACGUGUCGAGUCUGGUGGGAAGCAUCGGUCAGAAAGAUGCUGCUCCGUACGUCGCCACCAAGGGGGCAAUCAUUUCCAUGACAAAGGCGAUGGCUGUGGAUGAGAGUCGCUACAAUGUGAGGGUCAACUGCAUCUCUCCAGGUAACAUUCUGACACCUCUAUGGGAAGAUUUAGCCUCACAAACACCAGAUGCUGCUGCAGCCAUAAAGGCAGGAGAAAAUUCUCAGCUUCUGGGUCGUAUGGGGACAGAGGAGGAGAGCGGACUGGCUGCUCUGUAUCUCGCUGCUGAUGCCACUUUCUGCACCGGGAUCGACCUGCUGCUCAGCGGUGGAGCUGAACUCAACUAUGGCUUCAAGAGUCAAAUCCCAUCAUGAUGUCCAGCCCGGUGUCCAAAAAGUCAAUUAACUAAUUAACGUGUUUCAGUGCAGAUUUUGUAUACAAACAAAGUGCUGGUGCAUUAAUGAGAUACUAAAUGGGUGUAAUAUAAAUAUGUUUUUUAUCAAAUGAAUCAAAAUGCUGCUAUUUUAAUAAUUCACUCUUGCUAGGAUACGACAGUUUAAGAUUUUGGCAUCCUAACAAACUGUGAAAUAAGACCUGUACCCCUCCCCUCUGUUCAUCCAAUCAGCAUCAACCUUUUUGACCCCAAAUAACCUCUUCCGUUGGGGCCUGUUGGAUCUACCAAUCAGAUGUCAUGAUUCUGUCACGCCUCCAAUGACUUUCUUAAUGUACUAUUCAAUGAGCCCAUUCACUUGAACAAGAGUAAUAUAUUAUUAAACUGAUUUUCUUACCACA